CCCUCUGCAGCUAUCAAAGGCUUCAGUUACAAUCAGCCUGGUCAUUCCUGCAAAGACAUCCGGGACUUUGGAGAUUCCACUGGAGAUGGCGAGUACUGGAUCGACCCUGAGAAGAACGGAAAGCCUCUAAAGGUCUUCUGUGACAUGACAACUGACGGAGGUAAGACAUGGAUAUGUAUACAAAGACAAAGGAGAAAGAAAUUAAGAUAUGGGUUUUUUUAAUCACAAAACUGAUGAUAUUCUAUAAAAUAGUUAUCAAGAACAACUCAUGGAGUGUUAGCCUUGUGUCAGCUCAGGUUGUUGUUGGUUAUGUGAUUUUAUUAUGUAUUUUUUCUAGGAGGUUGGCUUCUUGUUUCCAAUGUUGUGUUUGAAAACUCACCCUCACAACAGUUUUCGAUAAAGUCAUCAUACCGCGAUAUCAACAACUGCCACAGAAAGACGAUGUUUCUCAGCCUAGAAGCAACAAGGGAACUGAGAGCACACUUGUCCUUCACUCAGCUGAGAUUCCACUGCAGUAAACAAAAAGGACGUACGUUCCACGUGACCACGGCGCCUAACAGCAACGGUGAAGCUGUAAUCAACUUCUUCAGCGGUCAGACAAACUCCCGACCAAAUUCCUGUGGCUCGUUUGUGAGGAUGAAGGAUGACAACUCGAUGUUAGCACAAAAUUGCCAGCAAUGGAAAGACCAAAAGUGGGGUGAUCAUAAUCCAAGUGAGAGUUGCAGAUACAAAGUAGUUGCAUUUGUCUAUGCAGGUUUUCACUGGCUACUGCAGACACCUAAAAGCUCUAGAUGGGAAUGCGACGACUACAAUACAAGUAAUGGUGGAGAAUUCUUUGAAUUAUUCCCUGGCGAUUUCUGGAAAGUCUAUGUUCGUUAA
This is a messenger RNA of Pocillopora meandrina, 879 nucleotides long. Lineage: Eukaryota; Metazoa; Cnidaria; Anthozoa; Scleractinia; Pocilloporidae. The record is from the annotation of a GenBank genome assembly.